AUAAUGACGUGCGCCUUAUAAACCCACUGCAAUGUAAUUCAUUUGCUAUUUUGACUCGUAUUAUGGGGAUUUGUUGCUUCUUUUUUUUUUAAUCAUCACCCUUCAAUGAUUUCCCCCUCAAUGUCUGACUAACAGUUUCAUAAAUAUGUCAAGAAGAUGAGUAGGUGGAUUUCAUGGAAUGAUAUUUCGGCUUCAUAAUAUGAACCCUGAACACUUACAUCUGAACAGCAGCAAUCUGCUGAAAAGAGCAAAAAGUGAGUUUCUUCAUCAAAGAGAGACUUUGCGUUAUCCAUCACUGAACUUGACAUUUUCCCCCUUGUCACAGAGUACAAAUAACUUGUGACAACUUGCCUCAUUUCACCAUCCUGCACAGGUGGUGCACUCACUGAAUGAAGCAUUAUGCAGCCCUUUAAAACCCGUCACGGGACUGAUGCUACAAUCAGGUCCUUCUCUGCAGUUACCGGGCUGGGCUGCAUAUUUCUUGUAUUCUCUGCUGUUUCCUGAUGCUGACCUCUCAUUUUUGUUCCCUGUCCAUUCCGUCUGUUUACUCAUCUUUUGUCCUUUACAUCCAUGUGUCUGUCGGGUGUUAUGUUUUGCGCUCCGGCUGUUUUCGUCUGCAAUACCCUAGAUGCGUUUGCACCUUCCCCAGGAGACGGUCCUGCAGCCGUGGCCGCGGGCCCCGCUUCUGAUGCUUUUGGUGGAUCUGACCCCUUCGCUACGACGGAGGGGAGUGGGGACCUUGCUCCAGAGCUGGACCUGUUCGCUAUGAGGCCCACCGACACGGGGGCCGCCGCCACAACCCCUCCCACCUCUAGUGAGGCGCCGACCAUCGUUGUCCCCACCGCUGCCCCCGCUGCCCUCACCCCUUCUUCCACCACCACCACAGAGUCUGCAGCCGCUCCGACUCUAGAUAUCUUUGGUGAUAUGUUUGAUUCUGAGCAAAGCCCUACCACAGAAUCCAAAGCUGCUACCACUCCUAGCGUAGACCUGUUUGGUUCAGACCUCCCUGCUGUUUCACGCGGGCCCUCUCCUUUGCCCGAGCCGGCUCCGGUUGGAGACAUCGUGACCGACUCAUUUCCAUCCCCUGCUCCUGCUGCUGCUGCUGCUGCAGCUCCCAGCCCAGAGGCCCAUUCUCCCCCCAAAGCAGAGCUGGAACCGGUCAUUGACCUGCUGGACUCCUUUGGUGGUUCUGUGGAGGAGAAGCAGAUCUCUGCUCCUGGAGGGCCUGGGGACGAUCUGCUGGGAGGCCUGAUGUCCCCCACCCUGGCUCCCACUGCUGCCCCAGCUCUAGCUCCAGCUCCAGCUCUAGCUCCACCUCCAGCCUUUGCUCCGGUGCAAAACAACCUCCUGGAGUCGGGCUUUGACGCUCUGGGCUCCCUUUCCUCUCCGGUACCGCCUGCGCCUGCUUCAAUCCCGAUAGUACCAUCUGGACCAGAACCUGCGACCACCACACCGGCGCCCUCUGGUGGCUUUGAUGCUUCAAUGUUGUUUGAUGGAUUAGGCGCCCUGCUGAUGCCCGCCGUAACGCCCCAGAGCACCGGGGGCAGCACCGCUGGAAGCACAGCAGGAAGCAUGGGAACUCCUGUCGCAGCGGGAGGCAUUGCAUCCGCCCCCCCACCUCCGACCAAAACCGUAGGGGGAGACCUGGACUCGUCACUGGCCAACCUGAUCGGAGACCUUGGAGUAAAGAAAAAGGACCCACUGAGUGAGAAGAAGCUGACGGGAGGCGCCAACUGGAUGCCACAUGUAGCUCCCACAAGCUGGGCUACACCAGGAGCCCCCCUGGCUGGAGCUGCCCCCGGAGCUCCUGGGGCACCCGGGGCAGCCAUGGGCCCCCCAAUGAGUGCCCAGCCUGGCUUUGGCAUGCCUCCUGCAGGAGGGCCUGGAGCUCCCUUGAUGCAGCCCCUAAUGGGGCAGCCUAUGAUGGGACAGCCCAUGAUGAGACCUCCCUUCACUGGGGUGGCUGGAGCUGCUGCACCAGGAGCACCGAUUCCUCCGGGACCUGCAAGCCAGAGCCCCAGGAAACCCAAGGACCCUUUGGCAGAACUCGACCUCAAAGACUUCUUAUAACGCCCCAGCUGCUUUCUUCUCUGGAGCAGGGCCCUGGCACCUUCUACUUGGUGUCUGUCGACAUCUGAGGAUGUUCAGCUUACUCAACCCUCUAAGAGCCUCUUAUCUCCACCCGCCCAUCAACACCCCACCCGUCUCCUGUGUGAUGUCGUAGCACAACCUGUGAAAGUGAACCAUAGCGGAUUUUAUAUAUAUAUGUAUAUGAGAAGAAAAAUACAAGUGUGUGGUUAUGUAGAUGUUCUAACUUUUUGUCCAAACAAAAUGACUCAAAAUCCAACAGUUAAGUGAAAGAAAGUGAAGGCACAUAUGUGUUUGGAUUUAUUUCUAGUGUUGAGUUGAAGGAUGGCUGUGCUUUGGUGUCCUAAGCCCCUCCCACCACCCCGUAUUUGUCCCCGCCUCCUUAUCAAGGGGGAGGAGCUCUUCUUUGUCCCGCUCUGAUUGGAUGAGAGUGGUAAACGAAGCCCCAGAAGAUUUUUUUUGGAGAAACGUGUUGUGUGUUGGUUUCCGGAAAGGUCCUCGUUGAUGUAUAUAGAUUUCUGUGGCGAGGAUUACGUCUCUAUUCUGUAUGUCUGUUGAAGAGAAACAUAAAUGUGAAUCUGACAUAAAUUGUAAGAAGUCGUGUGAGUACCCUUCAAUUUCCCGUCGUCUUUUGCAAGUAUUUGGAAACAAAUAUGAAUACCGUUACAUGAUUAAUAUACUGCAUAUUAAGAAACUUCCAUGAGCUUCUGAAUCAUACGAGACCACCAAGUGAUCCUUUUUUCUUUUUCACUUGUGGCUUUAUUUCUAUGUUUCUUUAUUUGUUUUUCUGUCCAAUGUUAUUCAUAUGUUCGGUUUCUGUUAAUAAUCCUCCAGAAUGCUGUCGAUAUUUGCUGGCAUUGUUAU
Messenger RNA from Etheostoma cragini (Arkansas darter), 2952 nucleotides. RefSeq names its product clathrin coat assembly protein AP180-like. Bases 571 to 2070 code for a protein of 499 amino acids. The transcript is spliced from 15 exons. The record is from RefSeq and is a predicted model, not a curated record. NCBI's taxonomy places the organism in Eukaryota, Metazoa, Chordata, Actinopteri, Perciformes, Percidae.